UCAGGGUUGUACUAACUGGCAUUCGCGGCACGCCGUACACCACCUACGGACAUCGCCGCGAAUCCCUGGCCAAUAGAACCGGGCCAUUAUUCGGGCUAGUGUCUUAUCCACUUAUCCAAGUGUCUGGCCAUGGGAUUAAAGUGAGCCGCCUGGAAUACAAGUUCCUGGCGGCUUUUUGGGAUUAAAAGCUGAGUUAUCGGUUCUUUAGUCUGAGUGUCCUGUGUCACUCGGUAUAACCUAUCCUUCAUAAUGGAGAAAUAGGGGAAGGACGGUGUGACGUUUGGCUGGAGCAUUUGACCAUGGAUUACUCUCACUAGGUUAAACGCAUGCCGCAGAGUCUUGUCUCGCAACUGCUCUAACAGGAAAUCCACGAGGGAUUCCCCGAGAGAGGGAGGAGGAGCCUGCUGCUUCUCACUCUGACGCAGUGAUGACGUAGACGGCUCUGUGACAGCUACUCCCGCCAAUGCCACACUGGGACCUCCCCCCGCUAAACUAUGGCAGGCCCCACUCUUCACUAAAUGAGUCAUUAAUUCCCCAAGUCCUGGCCAAUCAGUCCCCAUAAUUAUCGAGUGGGUAAGGCGAGGAUUAACCUCUGCCUUUACUCUAAAUUUCUCUCCUCGAAAUAGAAUGUGGACCGACACUAAAGGGUAGUUGUGAACAUUCCCGUGCACACACAACACUUUCACCAAUUGUGCUUUCCCCAAUGCCUCAUCUUGCACCAGGCUUUGGUGGAUUGAGGUCUGAUUACAGCUGGAGUCCACCAAAGCCUGAUACGUAUCCCCUUGGAUACUCACCGGUAUGUGAUACGCUCCGGCCUGAUCGAGGGCAGUCUCUGGCGCAUCGGGGAUCCGGACCACCGCGCCCACCUCCACUGCCGAGCACUGAUGCUGGAGGUGCCCCAGCUCCCCGCAGUGCCAGCAUACCGGCCCAGGCUCUCCCUCUGCACCGGUGUUCCGGAGCUCACUCCCCUGAGGGGGGGAAGACACAGACAUGGAAGUAGGAAACAGUAGGGCACCGUGGGUGUGGCGGACUGGCUGGGGUGGAGCCAGCCCCCGCCUCCGUGAUGGGGGAAUGGGGCGAGGACGAGGAACAGAGGGAGAGGGAAAGAGAGAAGAUAGGGGAGAAGAGGGGACACGCCGUCCUGCCGUCGGAACAGCCGCCAUAUGGUCCUCCGCCAGCUCGAUGGCCCGAUCCAGCAACACCGGGCGAUGGCACUGGACCCACUCCGUGGUUCCUUAUGGAAGUCAGGCGACGAAUUGUUCCAGCGCCACCAGGUCGAUGAUUCCCUCGGCAUCGUGGUUGUCGGCCCUCAGCCACCGCCGGCAGGCAUCCCGGAGCUGCUGGCCAAACGUGAACGGCCGGCCAACCUCCUCCAAGUGCAGCGUGCGGAAGCGCUGCCACUGCUGUUCCGGUGUGCGUCCCACACAUUGGAGGUCGGCGUAGACCAGCCGGCUGUCGGCAGGGAGCUGUAGCGCAGCCAGCUGCGCCUUGCCCGUUAGUAGGGGGAGGAGGCAUGCCGCGCACUGCUCCACUGGCCAACCCCACGCCUCUGCUGCCUGCUCAAAAAUAGCGAGGAAGGCUUCGGGGUCGUCCUGCGGGCCCAUCUUCGUUAGGGUGAGGUAGGGAGGGUCCACGCCGGUGGUGAGGGCGGACCCCGCUGACGCGAGCAGGUGCUGGAACGCCUGGCGAUCUUCCUGCUGCGCCAGCACCAGGGCUUUGAACCAUUGUUCUUGCUCCUUCCGGAGGGCAACCAGCGCCUGGUGCUGGCUCUGUUGGGCCGUGGCGAGUGCAUGGACCAGGUCCUUGAAGUGGGAGGACUCCAUGGAGCUGUUCUCUUCCUUACUCCAAGUCCCGGGUUUCGGCACCACUGUAGCAAGAGUUCUAGGGUCCUGCUGACGAUAAUUCGCAGUGUAGCUGGCUACCAAAGCAAGACAGUUCGUUUCCUCCAGGUGGCAUUUGACACUACUGGAGAGGCAUUUCUUGCCGGUGAUCAUCAUGGGAAUAUCUACAUGUUUGAUAUUAGCAGAAACAGAUUUAAGCUGGUGCAGAAAACGGGACAAGCAUGCACAGCCCUGUCUUUCAACCUGCGCAGAACGACAGAGUAUCUAGUUGCCCUUUCUGAUUAUUCCAUCAAGUGCUACGACAAAGAGACUAAACAGUUGGUGAGCUGGAUGAGGGGUCAUGAGGGUGCCGUGUCUUCUCUGUCAGUCCAUGGUUCAGGGCGCUAUGCCAUCAGCACCUCCUCAGACACGGCUCAGCUCUGGGACUUGGACACGUUUCAGAGGAAGAGGAAACUCAACGUGCGCCACUCUGUGGGAAUACAAAAGGUGUUUUUUCUCCCACUGGGUAACACCAUUCUGAGCUGUUUUACUGACGACUCCAUCUUCGCUUGGGAAAGCGACACGCUGUUUUGCAAAUAUCAGCUACCAGUUCCACAGGAUGGACCCCGGAUACACUACAAGGCAUUUGCUGUCACACAAGAUGGAAAGACACUGGCUGCAGCUGGACGCUCCAACCUCAUUCAUUUGUGGAGUUUGGGCAGUCAACAGCUCUUGAGAAUAAUACAGAUGCCACAAGAAGUGCGGACUGUGAGGCACCUUGAUUUCCUGCCAGACAGUUUUGAUGGAGGAUCCAGCCAGAUCCUGGGUGUUUUGAGCCAGGACGGCCUCAUGCGCUUUAUCAACAUUCAGACCUGCAAGCAGCUCUUUGAAAUCGGCUCUCCUGAUGAUGCAAUUAGCUCGGCUGCUGUUUGUCCUAAAGGCCGCCACGUUGUAGCAGUGAUGGACUGUGGUGCUCUGAGAGUAUACAACAUGCAGGCUCUCACUCAAGAAAUCAACAAGCCUCCGCAGUCGUUGGUGAAAAUGGUAACUGCAGGAAAGAAAACUGACACUUCCUGCUUAAAGAUGAAGGUGCAGACUGGAGCUGUACUGCGCCCAGCCAAAACAUCUGCUCGCAAACUGCGCAACAAAACUCUGCGGCAUCCAGCUGUUUCCACACUGGAGAACAAAGAGAAUGAUUUGCCCGGUGGCCUUAAUAAGAAGCGACUUCAGUCAUUACUGAGAACAUUUGGAGAGUAUCCCGCUAAGUACAGGAUGUUCAUUUGGCGUUCUCUGCUGCAGCUUCCUGAAAAUCAUGCCGUAUUCAGCAGUCUAACUGAUAAAGGCCUGCAUUCUGCUUAUGUGUGUCUGCAUGAGCGCUACCCAAUCAAGAGCCACAGACUGCAGAGAGGACUGCAGAGGGUCCUGUCUGCUCUGGCUCACUGGUCAGCCAUUUUUGGAGAAACGGAGUAUCUCCCGCUGCUGGCGUUUCCAUUUGUCAAGCUCUUUCAGAACAAUCCUCUCAUCUGCUUUGAAGUUGUGGCUACGGUCAUUGUGAACUGGUGCCAGCAUUGGUUCGAGUACUUCCCCAACCCCCCGCUCAACAUUCUGAGCAUGGUAGAGAACGUACUGGCUUGUCAUGACAAAGAGCUGCUGCGUCAUUUUGUUGACUGUGGUGUCACUUCCCAGCUAUAUGUGUGGCCUCUGCUAGAAACCCUGUUCUCCGAGGUGCUGACCAGAGACGAAUGGUUGAAGCUGUUUGAUAAUGUUUUCUCCAAUCAUCCAUCCUUCCUCCUGAUGGCUGUAGUGGCCUAUGUGACCUGCUGCAGAGCGCCGUUACUUCUCUGCACUCACAGGGAUGACUUUGAGUACUUCUUCCAUCAUCGUAACAAUAUUGACUUGAGUGCUAUGCUAAAGGAGACAUAUCGGUUGAUGGAGCUGACCCCAGCAGACCUGCACCCGAGUUCCAUGCUGAAUGACUUUGAGCCUCUGACGCCUGGUCAGUAUCCAAUCUUCAAUAAGUACCCCACGUUCAUAGUGGAGUACCAGUGCCAGGAGCGGGAGCGAAUCCGCCAGCAAGAAGUGGAAUAUCUCCGGGAGAGACAGGCGCUUCAGGAGCUACGUGCUGAGGCAGUGAGACAGCAGGCUGAGGAUGAAGCCUGGUACACACAACAGGAGCUGCUCCAGCAGGCUGAGGAACAACGUCGAAGGAUCCUGCAAGAGGAAGAGAACAAACUCGCCCGUCAGAGAACCAGGUUGGCAGCUAUGAAACGAGAGUUAAAGGUGAAAGAGCUCGCAUUGCUUGAUGCUGCCAGGAUGCGUUUCCUCAAACACCAACAGAAUCAGCGCAAGAUGGAGCUCAGUCGGCUGGACGAUGAGAUCCAGAGAAAGAUGGCAUUGCGAGAGCAGGAGACUGCUAUGGCUGUGCAAGAUAUGGAAGUAAGACAGAUGGAGCUGGAUGCACAAAGAAGAUUGUUUGAGCAGCAAUUGGCUAAAGAACAAGAACGUGUGAGCAAAGAAGUGAAAACAGAAGUGGAUGCCUGGCGAAGAAGAGCUGAGAUGGAAGACUCUGCCUUUCAUAACCUCCUUCAGACAGACGGUGAUCUCGGCCAGGAAACCAGAAGGGUGCUGGAGGAGUCUCUAGCAGAAGUGGGACAACUGGAUGUGGAUGCUGAAUGGCAGACAGAAGUGAUCGGGCGAUUAAAGAUGGCAGAGGAAGAGCAGGAGAAGCAGAGACAGCAGCUGGCCAAACUGAGCCGUGAAACCCAUGCCAAGGAAGAGCAGCUUGUUCAGAUGAUGAUGGAAGUGGAGGGCAAGCAUUGGAAUGAUGUAAUGGCUAAGCAGGCCAUGCUGCAUGAGGAAAGGCAAGUGACAACUACUGCAGGUGGCCAGCAGAAGUCACUCUGCUCCCAGCAUAUAGAUGAGAUCAUGCGGCACCAGGACACACUGAGGAGGAGUCAAGAAGAGUCCUUGAAUCUGCAGCGGGAAAGAAGGCUUCGCCCUCAAUGUUCAACACGAGGACUUUUGCAAAAGCCAAAUAGUCCACAGGCUGAUACCGAUACUGUCUGUCUGAACAACCAGUCUCCUUCAGAUAACUCCACAUGCUUUUCUCUAGAACGUGGUCGAGGUAGGUUGGACCGUGAGGAGAGGGAGUUGCUGCAAGAAGUCCGAGAGCUCCGAAAGAAGCUGGCAGCUAGAGCUCAAUCUGCAGACUACACUCUGUACUCUGCCAGUUCCCAUCACUCCCAGGGACCAGGACAGUAGUACCAGGGUAGUGACUUGGGAGAAAUACAUGAAGUCAGGGAAUUAAUUUAUCCAGUCACUGAAAUAAACUCAGUGCUACACAGCAUGCUUCACAACUGAUAGUGGUCACCACUUCAAAAAGAUUUACCUGAAACAGUGAAAGACUAUCAAGUACCAUCAAUUUUAGUAUGAAGUCAUUGCAUGGAACCUGUUUAUUAUUAUAAAUUAUUUUUGUAUACAUUUGUCCAUAUGUUAGACAACCUUUAGAUUUGUUUACGUGGUAAAUAGUUAGUUUUUUUCCGAAAAUCCACAUCCUACAAAAUGGCUAUGGUGAGGAAACUGUACGAUCUGGAAAAAUGAGUGCAUUUGCUAGCCCUUCUUACAAAAAAAAUUGUACAUUGUAGGAUGCAAAGGCUUUUCUUUGCCUGCAAAUAUACUGUUUCAGUAAUCACACUUCAACUGUGUUGCGUUUUUCAGGAUUUUCAACUAAAUUGAAGGGGUUUUUGUUUGUUUGUUUGUUUGUUUGUUUGUUUGUUUGUUUAAUAUAGAAUGCUAUAAAGUAAGGAGUUUUGACCUGUGAUUAUGUUGUUGCUAUAGACCUGUUCUAGCACUAAUCUAUUUGGUGCUUAAUUGUGGAUUAAAUGCUGCAUGUCUGCUAAUUUAACCCUGACCUCCUCACACUGUGUAUAACGCAUUCAGAAUUGAGAAUCGAGUGAUGGACUUGAUCUCAUACCUCAAGAAGUAAAGGAUUGUGUGGUAUAAUAAAGGGAAGACUUUUA
Messenger RNA from Neoarius graeffei (lesser salmon catfish), 5839 nucleotides. It is a transcript of the gene tbc1d31, whose product is annotated as TBC1 domain family, member 31. Gene Ontology annotation, cellular component: centrosome. The record is from RefSeq and is a predicted model, not a curated record. The coding region runs from base 1791 to 5081 and encodes 1096 amino acids. NCBI's taxonomy places the organism in Eukaryota, Metazoa, Chordata, Actinopteri, Siluriformes, Ariidae. Gene Ontology annotation, molecular function: protein binding. The transcript is spliced from 22 exons.